Mercenaria mercenaria is the source of this 2066-nucleotide messenger RNA. Its product is annotated as ninein-like protein. NCBI's taxonomy places the organism in Eukaryota, Metazoa, Mollusca, Bivalvia, Venerida, Veneridae. Bases 16 to 1371 code for a protein of 451 amino acids. Gene Ontology annotation, biological process: microtubule anchoring at centrosome. The transcript is spliced from 10 exons. The record is from RefSeq and is a predicted model, not a curated record. Gene Ontology annotation, cellular component: centrosome.
CAGUUGGAUAUUUUGAUGUUAAAUUUACAGGCAGAGAAGGGACAGAUAGAGAUGCAGAAAGCACUAGAGAGCACAAAGCAAGCUUUAGAAGCUCGUAUUGAUGAACUGCUUGCUGAGAAAGAAGGAGCAAUAACUGCUGUAAAAACACAGUUUGUUGAGUCUUCGAAACAGAGUGGCAAAGAUAAGGCUGCCUAUGAUGCAUUAGUAAUGGAGAAAGUUACUCUAGAGAAGAAGGUGAACACACUAUCACAGGAAGUUACUGACUUACAGAGACAGGCUUACAGUGUUUCUGACCUACAGAGAGAAGUUGAAAAAUUAAAGAGGGAUAAUUUAGAACUGUGUGAACACAUCCAGGAAAGAUCAUCUGACAUUUCACCUCAACAAGUGCCAGAACAUGCUCAGAGAGCAAUAAAUGAGCUGACACGAGAAAAGUCGGAACUGGAAGAAAGACUUGUUGAUAUACAGAAUAAGUUUGAAGAAGUGGAAGACAUGGCCAAGAAAUACUCACACCUUCAGUUUGACUAUGGUCAGAUGACCAUUGGUCAGUCUGUGGUAGAAGAAACAUUGAUGGAAACUCAGGAUAAACUGGCUGAUACUGAAGCUAAGAUGAUGCAGUGUGAGAGAGAGCUGAAGGAUGCUCAGAGAUACAAGGACAAAUAUAAACUACUACAGAAAAAGUAUGAGGAUGUAUGCAAGGAGCGAGACAAGGUAUCACAUCUUGCGAAGUCCUUAAAGGAACAGUUGAAUAAGGCCAGUACAGCACAGAAAGAGGAACAUGAGGAUAAGGGUAGAUUUACAUCAGUUCUUGAUGAGAAGAAACAGUUGGAGGCACAGUUACAGAAAAUCAGUGACAAGCUUCUGGAAGCAACAACAAACUUUUCAGUGAGUCAGUCUCAACAUAUCCGGGAGCUACAACAGUGGAAGGAGCAGUCUAGUAACAUGGUAGAUCUACAGAAAUAUACCAAGUUACAGAUUGACCUUGUAGACAACCAGAGGUCACUCAGAGAUCUACAGGAACUACUGAAAAAUAAGGAAGAAACCUCAACUAAAGUGUUUAAAGAGACAAGUGAAAAGCACCAUGAGGAAGUGAAGAGCUUAGAAGGACAGAAGGAAUCACUGAUGAGAAAACUAACGACACUACAGCAGAUACUUGAUGGUCAGAUAGACAAGUUUAAGCAGCAGUAUGAGGCAAGUGAGAAGAGGAAUGCUCUGGUAGUGGACCUAUACAAGGAGAAUGCUGACCUCAUUGACGAACUGUCUCGGGUGGAGGAACAGAAGAAAGAUGCUGUGUCUCGCUGCUACAGACUUGAGGACCAGUGUAAUAAUCUACGCAGAAUGCUCAAGAGAAUGGCAAAAGUAGCAAUAACUUGAUCAAGACUAUAAAUUUCGUGGCAAAUGCUACCUUUGUAUGUGUUCAAAGUGUUUAUGAUUGCACUUCAACAGGGGAAUAUAAUAGAUGGUUAUUAGUUUUAUUCUAAUGUUUGCCUAAGUAGGUGAGAAGUCGCUUUACACGAAAUCUUAGUGCAAGACGAUGAUGAGCACACAAUGCUUGCGAUUUCUGAAUACUUUGCAGUGUUUUAAGCAUUUUGUAGUAACACUAGAUUAUAGAGUAUUAGAAAUCAAAUCCAUUAUAUCUGUUGACCACAUCCAGAUGCCUACUAAUGUAAAACAUGUUUGGUAAGAUCUUGUUAAAUACUUAUUGGCAGCUGAGGAUGAAAAACAAUGAAGCUUUAGCUUUAAUUAUGAGGUUUUCAAGUUGAAGGAAACUAGAUAUCAAAAGUUCAGUGGUUUGUAGUGUCACUUUUGAUAUUCAUAUUUACGUAGUCAUUACAAACAUGGACAACUGUCGAUAGUGCAGCCAUAUUAUUUCAGGGAUGUGAUAAAUAUACCCAUUUUUACCUAAAUUUGAGGAUGAAAAAUUACAUAUUUACACUCUUGUAUAUACAUGUACCAUCUGUUUAUAUUGUAUAUACCAUGUGUUUUCAUAUCUUGUGUAGGGAAAUCUUCUUAAUUUAUUUACAGUUGUCUGUGAUACUUGUACACCUGAAAUGCAAAAAAAAAAAAAU